Molecule: messenger RNA, 1440 nt
Organism: Odobenus rosmarus divergens (Pacific walrus)
Lineage: Eukaryota; Metazoa; Chordata; Mammalia; Carnivora; Odobenidae
Gene: JMJD4
Product: jumonji domain containing 4
Exons: 7
Coding region: 19-1293 (424 amino acids)
Biological process (GO): negative regulation of gene expression; protein hydroxylation; positive regulation of translational termination
Cellular component (GO): nucleus; cytoplasm
Molecular function (GO): histone H4R3 demethylase activity; sequence-specific DNA binding
Source: RefSeq, a predicted model, not a curated record
GACCCUCUCAUCAGUUGGAUGGACAGGGAGACGCGCGCCUUCGCCGAGAGCCACUUCCGACGCCUCCGCGGACGGCCCGCGGGCGGGGUGGGCGCGACGCCGGGCCGCGUGGACUUCAUCGAGAGCCCGGACUCCUUUUCCUACGCCGACUUCUUCAAGGGCUACCUGCUGCCCAACGUGCCGUGCGUUUUCUCCAGCUCCUUCACCGAGGGCUGGGGCAGCCGCAGGCGCUGGGUGACGCCGGGCGGGAAGCCGGCCUUCGAGCACCUGCUGCGGAACUACGGAGACGUGGUCGUCCCUGUGGCCAACUGCGGGGUCCGGGAGUACAAUUCCAACCCCAAGGAGCACAUGCUCCUCCGAGACUACAUCAGCUACUGGAAAGACUACAUCCAGGGGGGCUACUCCUCCCCGCGCGGCUGCCUCUACCUCAAGGACUGGCACCUGUGCAGGGACUCCUCGGCCGAGGACGUGUUCACCCUGCCUGUGUACUUCUCCUCCGACUGGCUCAAUGAGUACUGGGACGCCCUGGACGUGGACGACUACCGCUUUAUCUACAUGGGGCCUGCUGGCACCUGGUCACCGUUCCACGCCGACAUCUUCUGCUCCUUCAGCUGGUCUGUCAACAUCUGUGGGAGGAAAAAGUGGUUCUUCUUCCCUCCGGGGCAAGAAGAAGCCCUUCGGGAUUGCCACGGUGGCCUGCCCUACGACGUGACCUCGCCCGCGCUGCUUGACAGCCGCCUGUACCCCAUGCGCAAGCACUGCAGCCCACCCCUGGAGCUCACGCAGGAGGCGGGAGAGAUGGUCUUCGUGCCCAGCGGGUGGCACCACCAAGUCCACAACCUGGAGGACACCAUCUCCAUCAAUCACAACUGGGUCAAUGGCUGUAACCUGGCCAAUAUGUGGCACUUCCUGCAGCAAGAGCUCCGGGCCGUGCAGCAGGAGGUCAGCCAGUGGAGGGACACUAUGCCUGACUGGGACCAUCACUGCCAGGUCAUCAUGAGGUCCUGCUCCGGGAUCAAUUUUGAAGAAUUUUACCACUUUCUCAAGAUCAUUGCUGAAAGGAGGUUGCUGCUUCUGGCGAAAGAGCUGGGCCCUGGUGACAUUGAGGGCAGUGCGGGCAAGGGGCUGGGCCCCCAGCAGGCUGCUUUUGAUGUCAGCCGGAUUGCAGAGGUGCUGGCCUCUGUGGUGGCCCACCCCGACUUCCAGAGAGUGGACACUAGCAUGUUCUCACUGCAGCCGGGGGAGCUCCUCCAGCAGCUGGAGGAGGUCGUGGCUGCCACUGCCUCUCUUUAGGGCAUGAGGCUUGCAUCAGGCGGGGCCCCGAGGCACCGGCACGGAAGGCAGGCAGUCUCUUCCACAGCACCUUCCAGAAAUAAAGCUCUGUGCUACUGUGUGGCAUGAGACAGGUCACCUUCCCGCGGAGCCUCGUGGCCUCAGGUG